Molecule: messenger RNA, 1183 nt
Organism: Drosophila melanogaster (fruit fly)
Lineage: Eukaryota; Metazoa; Arthropoda; Insecta; Diptera; Drosophilidae
Gene: St4
Product: sulfotransferase 4
Exons: 4
Coding region: 137-1177 (346 amino acids)
Molecular function (GO): sulfotransferase activity
Source: RefSeq, marked reviewed
GGAGUGCCAUACUAGCCAGGCCAGCACCAGCACCAGCACCAGCAGCUGACACUUUCUCUCUGGGCCGAAAGCGGGGUCAAGACGCUUUCAUGACGGGCGGUUCUUCAGUCAACGCUGGCAACUGAUCGCGCGAGCAAUGGAAAAUACGCCUCUCAAGUUUCCACACGAAAUUCGCGAUGUGGAGGAGUCCACCAAUGCUGAGCUAUUGGAUCACUUCCAUGGUGAGCGAACUGGCUUCGUUCAGGUCGGAUCGGAGGGUUACUUCUUUCCGCACAAGUACAAGGACGAGGCCGAGCGGUACUACAACUUUGAGGCACGGCCGGAUGACGUGUGGAUAGCCACGGUGCCCAGAUCGGGCACCACUUGGACGCAGGAGCUCAUUUGGCUGGUGGCCAAUGGGCUGGAUUUUGAGCAUGCCCAGGAGCGACCACUAACCGAACGCUUUCCAUUCUUUGAAUUUCCGCUCUUUGUGCAUCCCAAAAUUAAGGAAGAGCUGCAGGAGGAAAACCGAGACUCGGCUGAAGCUCUGGAGUUCAUUGAGAAGAUAGCUCGACCGGGUUACGAGGCUUUGAGCGAAAUACCACGCUCGCAGCGACGGUUUAUCAAAACGCAUUUCCCCUUUUCUCUAAUGCCGCCUAGUGUUCUCGAAAAGAAGUGCAAGGUGAUCUAUGUGGUUCGUGAUCCCAAGGAUGUUGCAGUUUCCUACUACCAUUUGAACAGACUCUUCCGCACCCAAGGAUACGUCGGAGAUUUUGAGCGUUACUGGCAUUAUUUCCAAAACGGAUUAAAUCCCUGGCUGCCCUAUUACAGUCACGUUAAGGAGGCGCGGGAGCAUGCCCAUUUGUCCAAUGUACUCUUUCUGCGCUACGAAGACAUGUUGGCUGAUCUGCCAGGUGCAAUCAACAGCAUAGCCAGCUUCUUAGAGUGUCCACCGAAACCCGAGGAUAUGGAUAGGCUACUCGAUCAUCUGAGCAUCAGAAGCUUCCGUGAGAACAAGUCCGUAAACAUGCACGAAAUGGCUUCCGUUGGCGUUCUCAACAAAGGAGAGGCAGGAUUCGUGCGCAGCGGAGCCAAGACAGCGUAUCAGCCGCAACAGGAGUUCGUGGAGAAUCCGAAGCUUUUGAAGAGCGCCAACGAGUGGGUGGAACAGAAUAUUAAAUCAUUCAAGACCAUAUGAAAUACC